Molecule: messenger RNA, 366 nt
Organism: Colletotrichum abscissum
Lineage: Eukaryota; Fungi; Ascomycota; Sordariomycetes; Glomerellales; Glomerellaceae
Exons: 1
Coding region: 1-366 (121 amino acids)
Source: RefSeq, a predicted model, not a curated record
AUGACGACCGAGACCAUAAGGUAUUUGAAGGACCAGGCAGACCCAAGAGACAAGGGCGAGUAUCUAAAUCGUGCUGAAGUCAAUAACCUCUUUUCGACCUUCAACAACGGACAAACUGAUAUAAGAGUACGGACUUACGGCGGCAGCCACUAUGAGGGCAUCUUCGGCUCCAAAGGCCCUGAGGAUUACCACGCGAGCAUAAACACGCAGCGAGACGAAUGCCAGAGCAAUGAAGUGGAAAGCGCCAACGACGCCGACGAUCCGCCCUGCAUUGCUAGCAUUGACGUAUUCUGGAGGAAGGCCAUCCAUCGUUACUUCAUGAUUGUGAAUCUGGAGAGGGUAGAAAGAGAGCAGCAGCGACGAUGA